This is a messenger RNA of Lactuca virosa, 573 nucleotides long. Lineage: Eukaryota; Viridiplantae; Streptophyta; Magnoliopsida; Asterales; Asteraceae. The record is from the annotation of a GenBank genome assembly.
GUUCGGAAUAAUUCUUCCCAACGGGGUUAAGCAACGUGAAUUUUUGUUCAUCCUCUCUCGGUCUCCUCUUCCUUUUUUUUUACUCUCUGGAAAUCUCACAGCUACGAUGGUUUGCGAGAAGUGUGAGAAGAAAUUGUCGAAAGUAAUUGUGCCAGAUAAGUGGAAAGAAGGAGCAAGCAACACCACCGAAGGCGGUGGUCGUAAGAUCAACGAAAACAAGCUUCUCUCCAAGAAAAACAGAUGGUCACCAUUAGGAACAACCAAGUGCAUCAUCUGCAAGCAACAAGUCCACCAAAAUGGCAAGUAUUGCCAUACAUGCGCCUACUCUAAAGGUGUUUGUGCAAUGUGUGGAAAACAAGUUUUGGACACCAAGAACUACAAGCAAAGCAAUGUGUAAUAAAAUAAAUAAUAAACUUGUUGUUUUGUUUUUGUAUGAUGGUUGAUUUUUGUUUUAGCUAACUUUAUCAGUUAUAUCCUUUUAUGAUCUUUCAUGUAACGAUUGUAAUGUUGGCUUACAUAUUACUUAACAGCUUAACACUAUUGCUAUUUGAUCAUUCUUCUUGGUUCUUUUAA